Molecule: messenger RNA, 1021 nt
Organism: Drosophila obscura
Lineage: Eukaryota; Metazoa; Arthropoda; Insecta; Diptera; Drosophilidae
Exons: 2
Coding region: 154-783 (209 amino acids)
Source: RefSeq, a predicted model, not a curated record
CAUCUCUAAUUUCGAUAUUGACUGGAUUUAAAAACAAAAAAUUUAUAUUUCGAACAUAUACAAAUCCCGGCCGACUGGAGCGGCAGAAAAAGGACAGCGUACAGAUUCGAUUACCUGGCAGGCGUAGAUUUCCGCGCAGGCAGAAACAGUAAUAUGGCCGCCUCGAAAGCAACGCAUAUAAAUAUAGGACAGACGAAGGACUCGAGCCACAACAUGGACGCAUCGGAUUCGUGCUCGCUGUCGUCGGUGGACAGCGAGAGUGACCUGUCGCUGGCCUUCGAGCGUGAUCUGGGCGUUGAGGAGCCGAGCAAUUGCGACGAAUUGCCGGCCUUUGAGAUACGCGCCUUCUCGCCACAUGGACGCACGCCAUCGCCCAUCGAUGACCUGAACAUCUCGGACAUUGAGACUCCAAAGCAGCACCAGCCGGAGGAGCCACCCUGCCAAAACCAUGCUGACUUUGUGGCCCUGCAUGAAAUCAACGCACAAAUCAGUCCCCCCAGCGACGCCGACGACUCCGUGGCGGCCCUGAGUCGCAACAACAGCUUGGAGACCAUUUUCGAGGGCGUCUUUCUCAACACACCGCCACGCGAAAACCCCAACAGCCCCGGCUCCUCACGUUUCACGCCCAAGCGUGUGCGGGCCAAUCUAAUGGAGCUUGUGGCCAUCGGCAAUCGCAUACACACCACCGGCAAAGAGAAUCAGUCACCGGGAACAGCAGUCAGCACCAACAUGCCAUCGCCAGCGACGUCUCCGCGCAAAGCGGCGUUACCUAGCUACCGCUAGAUCCAACCAAAGCCCAAAGGAGCACUCCUUAGACUGCCAUCGACCAAGUUCUAGGCUAAGUAACAAAUACGAUGCCCAUAUCCAGGCAUUCUUCGCUUUGUUUACACACAGCUUGUGUAUCUGAAGAUAAUGAACUAAAUUUACAAUGUUUCCGGAGAACAGACCUGGAACAGGACCAGGAAUCUUACGUUUUGUAGUCUUUAAUAAAAGAUCGUCUUUCCAUGUUUCAAACAUUAAA